CAGGCCGUCCUCUCACCACAGCACUUGGGCCAUUGACACGCGCUGAACUAACCAGUGUCACUUCACUCACAUCUAACCUGUUUCACUGUCACUCAUCUAGUACCCGACAAGUCUUCCAAGAUGCCGUCGUUCGAUCGUAUCUACGCUUCGUCGCCGGUUCUCGCCUUUCCACCCCAGGCAGCUCACCAAGUCUCGCUGGGCAAGUCCUUCCUGCAGCACCAAGCCAUGUCCCUCGGCCAGCCAACUUCAUGGCGCGCGCAACUUGUUCGGACCUGCUCAGCCGCCGGUCGCAAGCGGUCAAGAGACGAGGCCUCUGUCAAUCUCGACCCGCCAGAGAAGGUGGUCGAGCCUCCUGUCGUCAAAGAAGCAGAGGAUGAAUGGAUCUACGGUCCUGGGAUGACACUCAUCAAGAAGUCCGCUGGCUAUGUCGCCGAUGCCAGCACCCAGUCUGGCACGUGGGUUGAGGAAAGGGCGGCUAAAGAAGAGGCGCGCAAGGCUGAAGCCGCUCUUCUUGCGCAAGAGCAAUUGGCCCAGUCGCGGCCUUCAUUGAGAAGCCAUAAAUCUCAACGGCUCGACAUUGCGACUUCGACCAACGCAGACAGCAGGUCAAACCGUCGCGCUAGCCCCACUCGCGAAGCGAUCAAUCCAAUGGCCGCAUCCUCGGAUUCCCCUGCGCAGCCAAUCGUGGACGACUUCACCCUUCACCUUGGCAUCGGCUGGAGCCGAAUCAGUGACGAAGAGCACAUCCAGGCGGCCGCCCGUGGAUGGGCUCGCUUCAUCGAAAACCAUUAUCCCGUUACCAACGUCAAGAUUCUCCUGGAAAGCCGCGGCCUCCAGUCGUACCUGGUCGAAGCUACCGAAGGAUAUUUCUUAUUCGCGGAGAACCUUCGUCAAGGCCGACUCGUCAGCAAGACUCCCGAAGGCGCUCUUCGCAACCUGAAGACCUCGCCGCCUGUCUUUGACGGGCCGCACACUAUGGAUGCGUCCGAAUUGGCCAAGCCGCACGGCUCCUUUGCGGCUGUCGCCUCGGUUGAGAUCGAUAUGAGCUGAAAAACCUUGGGAUUCUGGUCUUGGCGUUACAGGGAUGUGCUUGUUUUGCGGCGCGACUUGCUGAGCAGCCAGUGGCCGGAAUGGCGUUGAAUUGGCACCGUCGAGGCGACUGACGUUUCUCUGAUCCUUAUGGCUUCGAA
Chaetomium strumarium is the source of this 1190-nucleotide messenger RNA. RefSeq lists its product as uncharacterized. The record is from RefSeq and is a predicted model, not a curated record. The transcript has a single exon. The coding region runs from base 121 to 1050 and encodes 309 amino acids. Lineage: Eukaryota; Fungi; Ascomycota; Sordariomycetes; Sordariales; Chaetomiaceae.